This is a messenger RNA of Acaulospora morrowiae, 1703 nucleotides long. Lineage: Eukaryota; Fungi; Glomeromycota; Glomeromycetes; Diversisporales; Acaulosporaceae. The record is from the annotation of a GenBank genome assembly.
GCCUUCUGGUCGGCGUGGUAUGACUCUUUGUGAAAAGACAAUAGCGCAUGCUGCCAUUGGUCUUCCGCCACCUGGCCAUGUAAAACCCGGUGAUAUGGUCUGUGUAUCUGUUGAUUGGACUUUAGCAUCUGAACUUACCUGGAAGGGCAUGGAAAAGACGUAUGACGUUAUGGGUCGACCAAACAUUCACCGUAACGACCGAUUUUGGCUUGCAAUCGAUCAUACGGUUGAUCCUAGAAUUAAUCACCUUCCGAAACCUUCUGAACUAAUUCGUGCCUCAGAAACUUUUGCCAAAGAGGCCAAAUUAAUUGAUUUUUAUCGCCCUAAUCAUACAAUUUUACAUACUGAAUUUUACCGAACACGUGCGCAACCUGGUCAAAUGAUCAUUGGCGCUGAUUCGCAUUCAUGUUCCGCGGGUGCAGUGAGUUCAUUUGCCGUAGGACUUGGUGCAGCCGAUGUUGUCAUGCCUUUAGUAACCGGAGAGACUUGGUUUAAAGUUCCAGAAACUGUCGAGAUUAGGUUUGUUGGUAAACCACCUUUUGGUAUCGGGGGCAAAGAUGUAAUUCUGUAUGUACUUGGGAAGCUUAAACGAAACACAGUUGCAUUUGAGCGUGCAGUAGAAUAUACUGGUCCUGGCUUAAAAUACCUUUCUUGCGACGCUCGUUUUGCUAUUUCAAAUAUGGCCACCGAGUUUGGUGGUAUUGCUGGUGUAUUUGAAGGCGAUGAAAUUACAGCCGCAUUUAUUGCCAAACGAAGGAAUCCAUCUUACAAAAAUUCAGCACUUUAUUUCCGUGCUGAUCCCGAUGCGGUUUAUGCAGAAACUCAUAUAAUCGAUUUGUCCGAGGUUGAUUCCUUAGUUGCGUUGUAUCCAUCACCCGAUGACGUCGUUAGUGCCAAAGAUGUAAAAGGCAAAAAAUUAGAUGGGGUAUUUAUUGGUGCUUGUACAACAGCCGAAGAAGAUUUGAUUCUUGCCGCUUUGGUUCUGGAACAAGGUCUUAAAAAGGGAUACGUACCUUCAAUCGGUGGUACAAGACGUGUUACACCAGGUAGCUUACCAAUAAUUGCGAAGUUACGUCGGCUUGGUCUAUUGAAAUUUUAUGAACAAGCUGGGUUCGAGAUUGGUGCCCCUGGUUGUUCUUAUUGCAUUGCUGUUGCAGCUGAUCAUGCUGGUGAAGGUGAAAUUUGGCUUAGUAGUCAGAAUAGAAACUUUAGAAACAGAAUGGGUAAAGGUGCCAUUGGAAACCUGGCGUCUGCUGCUACAGUUGCUGCGUCAUCUUUUGAGAUGAAAGUUCGUGACCCAAGAGAAUUGCUUGAUUGUAUUGACGCAGAAAAGUAUAACGAAUACCUCGAACAGUGGUUAGAUCAAGGUGCACCAUUCGUAAUUUCAGAACCAAACCCUGUUCUCCAUGAUCCCAACAACCCUUCAUCACAAGGUUCUAGUCUCCCAUCGCCGCCUGCUUCAUUUUCCGCAUCGUUUACUGGGAAGGUACAGCGUUUUGAAGACAACGUGGACACAGAUGCAAUAAUCCCUGCCCAAUUUAUGCCCGGUACGAGCGACGAAGAUCUAGGUACUCAUGCAUUCCAAUACGUAAAACCGGAUUUCGCUGAGAAAGUAAAGCAAGGAUACGAUAUAGUCGUUGGAGGUAAAGGAUUCGGUUCUGGUUCGUCAAGAGAAGAGGCGCCAAGAGCUCUGAAAGGCGCUG